CGUAAACAUCGAGUCAAGUCUCUAAGGCGAGUCAUGCGGAGAGGUAAGGUUGCUAACGGUUUGGGUGGGAUUCACACAACAACAAAGUCAAAAGCCGAAGAGAAAUUUCGUAGAAGAGAGAACGAGCACUUGCUAAUCAUGGACGAAGCAGGUAGGAUGAGGAGGCAUGAUGAAACCAUGACACUCAUAAAGAAUUACCUUGAGCAACACGGAAUGUCCAGCACGGUUCAAGCUCUGGAUAUUGAGAGGGGAAAGCUACCCAAUCUUGCAACUUUUACAUCCUUGCUACUUGGUGGUAACUUUGAAGACGCUGUGGCUUAUUUUGGCCAAUUUCAGAAGGAAGGUUCUCUAGCCUCCUGCCACAUCUUAUAUUUCAUCUGGCGGCAAUUGUUUUGGGAGCUUCUUUCUAUGAAUAACAGAAUCCAAGCCAAAACAGUUUUGUUCAUCCACAUGUUUCCCAGUUCACGAGUGGAUCUUUCUUUGAUACAUGAUUAUGACAAACUGAAGAUUUCAUACGAGAACAACACAAUACCUACUGUUGAUGUAGAGAGUGAAAGGGCAAAAGUGGUUAAAUAUGUGGAGAACCAAAUCCAACGCGAUGUAGCUCUCAGGUCCAUGUUCUAUCCAACAAUCAUGGAGGGACAAAAUAGACUACAAACCCUCUUAGAACAGAGCGUGAACUGGCAGCAUAGAGAUUGCGUUCAUAGCACCGGAUUUACGUCGUUGCUGAAUGAUCACCACUGCCAGCCCCCUCCAGCCAACAACAAUACGGAUCUGAACGCAUCAUCAUCAAGAGGCGGAUUUGAUGACGGGAUGAUACAUGAGUUUGGCCAGCCCACCCAACACUCACCGUCAUUCGAAUUUACUUUUGAUUCUGAUGAUGCAAACAUAAAUGAACUCUUUGAUGGCUUAGUAGUACCUUCUCCUUUCCCUAAGGAAGUGAUGAAAGUGCUUAACCUAAGUCAUGUCACCGGUAUGGAGUUUCAUCCUCAAUUACCUCUAAUCCUUGGUGAAAUUAAACUGUUUAAGCUCAAUGCAUCAAAUUACCCUAAUGGAAAGGAGUUUAAGAUCUGGAAAUUCAAAGCAUUAUCACAGGAGUUAAAGGACGAUUUUGUUAAGAAAGAGCGUAAAACUGCAGGAGCUCUAUGUGUGGCUUGGGGAUCUCACGGAAACAACACAAAUUAUGCUGUGGGUUUCUGUGAAGGUUUAGUUCAAACUUACAACUAUACUCAUGAUAAUCCGACUAAGCAACACCUUGAGAUUGAGGCACAUAGUGGGCCUGUCAAUGAUAUCGUGUUCUAUAGUUCUCAAGGAGAGCUAAAGAUAGUAACCUGUGGAGAUGACAAACACAUUAAGGCUUGGAAUUCAUCAGAUGGGUUAGUGUAUUGGAAAUUGACUCAUACAGCUCCAUUGAAUUCUCUUGCUUUGCACCAAGAUGGAAACAAAGUGCAACUCUUUAUCUCGGAUGUGUUUGGAAGUGCUAUAAAACCAAACAUAGGAUAUGAAGGACAACUUGAUUGUUAUCCACUUCUUUUCCCUAGUGAUAUGAAUGCUAGGCUUGAGCUCAAGUUUAGCGGCGAUGGAAAGAGAUUGUUCUAUUGUGGUCCGGGUCGCUUGGUUGAGGUUGAUAGAGUAUCUUUCGAGACUAGGAGAAGCUACAACAGCGUUAUGAAUCCUCAAACAAAACGCAUGGAUAUUUGCAAGAAUGGGUAUAUAGCCGUUGGCGAUGAGCAUUCUGUCAAAGUUUGGCAGCUCGACAAUGGCGAGGACUAUUUCACUAGGAUCUGUAUAAACAAUGAUCGAAACUUUCCAGAGUGUCCCAUGAUUAAGUUUAACAGGGAAGGCACUUUGUUAGCCGUGGUGAGCCUAAGUCACCUGAGGAUUCUAGCAAACAAUGAUGGAAAGAGUCUCCUCUCAGACGUUGAUGGAGGGCUCCCACAUAGUGGAAGGAAAUUGAAUUUGCCAUCUUUCGGAGGAGGAGGAUACGGAACUGGCCGUUGUAAAGCAAAAGAUCAAGAGCUUUCGAAUGCUGAAGCUUCUCAGAUAAAGAACGGACCGGCCACCGAGCUUGAUGCAGCUGCAACUACCUUACAUAAGGUGUACAAGAGUUACCGGACUAGGAACGAGCCUAGCAGAUUGUGCAGUCGUUGUGGAAAGACUCUGAAUUUGAGCUCUGUGUCUUUCUUUGAAGUAGAGAAACAUGAGACCGCUGAUCCGAGAUGUGGGCACGAGCUGCUAAGGCUGGAUAUAGGGGACGGCAAAGAUAUGGAGAGAGAAGCAUAUGAAGUGAUAGUGGAAGAUGGGAGACUAAUGAAUAAACAGAGCAUGACUCUGAUCAAUUCAACAGAGGAAGCCAAGUCGAUUUUUGUACUUAGCACGACUAGAACCUUAUACGUAGGGAUUAAAAAGAAAGGCGUUUUCCAGCACUCAAGUUUCUUAUCUGGAGCCGCCACUACAGCUGCAGGAAGAUUGGUCGCCAGCGAAGGGAUCCUUGAGGCUAUAUGGCCAUAUAGUGGACACUAUCUCCCAACAGAAGACAACUUCAAGGAGUUCAUAAGUUUCUUAGAGGAGCACAAUGUUGACCUCACCAAUGUUAAGAGAUGUUCUGUGAGUGAGGAAUAUUCGUAAUUCAAAUCGACUGCAAAUGAAGAAGAAGAAAGAAAGGAAGUCUCAGAAGAAGUUGAGAUACCUUCAGAGCAAGAAGAGAGAGCGAGACUAGUGUUUGAUCCUGUAAAGAGAUGUAAAUGGACAAGUGGAUAUGGUCCAAGAAUUGGUUGUGU
Messenger RNA from Arabidopsis arenosa, 2780 nucleotides. Lineage: Eukaryota; Viridiplantae; Streptophyta; Magnoliopsida; Brassicales; Brassicaceae. The record is from the annotation of a GenBank genome assembly.